Condylostylus longicornis is the source of this 576-nucleotide messenger RNA. RefSeq names its product piercer of microtubule wall 1 protein. Bases 176 to 481 code for a protein of 101 amino acids. Gene Ontology annotation, biological process: axoneme assembly. Gene Ontology annotation, cellular component: axonemal microtubule. The transcript has 3 exons. Lineage: Eukaryota; Metazoa; Arthropoda; Insecta; Diptera; Dolichopodidae. The record is from RefSeq and is a predicted model, not a curated record.
CAGUUAUUGAUUCAAGUGAAGUUUAUUCAUUUAUUAAAGAUUUACCGGAAAAAAAGCAAGAAUGCCCUUGUGUUUAUCACGAAGAAGAAUUUAAAUACCUGCUUACAUACAAAAAAUUGACGCAACCACUUUUCAUUUUUAAAAUUUUUGGACCACAAAUAACGAGAAAUUAAUCAUGGAACGCAAUAGUAACGAACAAUAUGAGCAUGAAAUAGAAAAACCAAUUGUAAGAACAUCUGAAAUUUACAUUGACGCUGUUAAGAAUCUACCACACAGAUUUGAGUAUCCUCAUAUGAUGACUGGUUAUGGAGUGCAAAAUUGCAACUCAAAUGGAUUUUAUAAAACCACUAAUUCUGAUUAUGGCUGGUACAGACCAAAUCAACAUACUGUACCCCACAAAUACUUCCCAAAAGGUCAAAAAUUUUCUAACAGUCUAACCAGAUGUGGAAUGUACAAAAAUCAUACACUAAAUAUGAUAUAAAUUUGAAUAAUAAAUAUUAUUAUUUUUUACCAAUUAUUUAAUAAAAUAUUAUCGAAAAAUUAAAUCAAUAAUAAAUAAAAAAGUAAAAGCUAAAA